This is a messenger RNA of Rhinocladiella mackenziei CBS 650.93, 1218 nucleotides long. RefSeq lists its product as uncharacterized. The record is from RefSeq and is a predicted model, not a curated record. Gene Ontology annotation, molecular function: RNA binding; structural constituent of ribosome. The transcript has 2 exons. The coding region runs from base 1 to 1218 and encodes 405 amino acids. NCBI's taxonomy places the organism in Eukaryota, Fungi, Ascomycota, Eurotiomycetes, Chaetothyriales, Herpotrichiellaceae. Gene Ontology annotation, biological process: translation. Gene Ontology annotation, cellular component: ribosome.
AUGAGUGUCGCCCGAUCCUCUGAAUGUCUGUUUUGUCUCUUUUCCCGCUCUUUUCGGCCGUCCUCAAUCGCUCGUCGCCAAUUCCAUUCCUCUCCCAUUCAGCAGAAACGAAAACCACGAUUUGCCAGUGUCAAAGCGACAGCCAACCAACUUGACAUCAAUCGGAUAGCUAAAGAGUUUCCCUCCGAAAAUGGCGCCAUUCCCCAACAGUAUUCCCCCGAACAACGAGCCGCAAUCGAGGCUGCCCAAAAGCUCAUUGAUCCCGAGAAAUUGGAAAAGCAAACUGGCAUGCGAACAGACCCUUGGAGGAUGAAAUACUUUGACGACAUGACCAAAUUGGACCCCGUGGUCGAUAAAUCAGUGAAACAACCAUGGACCAACAUCGAUGACCAUUCUCGGUUGAAAACGGAAGAUGAACUGGAAGAGGAUUUGGUCCGGUUCAUGAAAUCAUUACCCGACACCGACGACGAUGGCGCAUUGACACAAGAGAUGUGGGAUAAUUUUGACAAGAAUCAACGGUUGACAGUUGGCCGGGAAGAGGCAGAGCUCCGACCCCGUACCGCACUAGCUCCAGACUUGCCCAAGAUACCUACAGUUGCCCAACAAAAGAUCAAAAAACGUCGCACCAGCAAGAAUGGUGAACCACUUGACGAACAAGCACCGUCGCCCGCGCUCGUCCAGCUCAUGCAAAUGACCGGAUAUAAUCAAAAACAAAUCUCUGCGCUCCGUGUCAAAACUAUUCUAAUGCACAGAGUAGUGAAUCAGACGAGACUGGGAAAGAUUCAAAAAAUAUAUUGUCUGAGCGUUGCUGGAAAUGGCAAUGGACUGAUCGGGAUUGGAGAAGGAAAAGCAGCCGAAGGAGGAGACAGUAUACUUCAAAGUCAGUAUCGAGCCAUUCGAAACAUGACGCCGAUCUUGCGAUAUGAAGAUCGAACCAUCUUUGGCGAUGUCAAUGGCAAAGUCAGCGCGACAGAAUUGGAACUUUAUGCGCGACCUCCUGGGUUUGGCCUCCGCUGUCAGCAGUAUAUCUGGGAAAUAUGCAAGUGUGCAGGCAUUCAUGACCUCGCCGCCAAAGUGACUCGGUCAAGAAAUCCCAUGAACACUGUCAAAGCCGCUGUGCAGGCUUUAUUAAGCCAGAAACAUCCAGAAGAUAUUGCUAGAGCCCGUGGGAAGAAGUUGGUCGAUGUCAGAAAAGUGUACUAUGCUGGGAUGACUUAA